This is a messenger RNA of Melospiza georgiana, 3586 nucleotides long. It is a transcript of the gene NT5E, whose product is annotated as 5'-nucleotidase ecto. The transcript has 9 exons. Gene Ontology annotation, biological process: AMP catabolic process. Bases 1 to 1698 code for a protein of 565 amino acids. NCBI's taxonomy places the organism in Eukaryota, Metazoa, Chordata, Aves, Passeriformes, Passerellidae. Gene Ontology annotation, cellular component: plasma membrane. Gene Ontology annotation, molecular function: metal ion binding; nucleotide binding; 5'-nucleotidase activity. The record is from RefSeq and is a predicted model, not a curated record.
AUGGCGAGGCUGUGUCUCUGCCUGUGCCUGUGCCUGUGCGCGGCGGCGGCGGAGCUGCGGCUGACCCUGCUGCACACCAACGACGUGCACGGGCGGGUGGAGGCGCAGGGCGAGGGCCCGCGGCGCUGCGCGGCCGGAGCGCUGGGAUGCUUCGGCGGCGUGGCGCGGAGAGCGGCGCGGGUGGCGGCGGAGCGGGCCGCGCACCGCAACGUGCUGCUGCUGGACGCCGGGGACCAGUACCAGGGCACCGUGUGGUUCUCCCGCUUCAAGGGCCGGGAGGCGGUCCACUUCAUGAACCUCCUGCGCUACGAUGCCAUGGCUUUGGGUAACCAUGAGUUUGAUGAAGGUGUGAGUGGAUUAUUGGAUCCUCUUCUUAAAAAUGCAAAUUUUACAGUCCUGAGUGCUAAUAUUAAAGGGAAAACUCCAUUAGCAAACGAAAUGAUGAAAUAUGUUCAUCCUUUUAAAAUAGUUCAUUUUGACUCAGAGUCAGUUGGAAUUGUUGGCUACACUACAAAGGAAACUUCUUUUCUUUCCCAGCCAGGGGAUGAUGUAACCUUUGAAGAUGAAAUUGAAGCAUUGCAACUGCAAGUGAAUAAACUCACUGCUAUGGGAGUGAACAAAAUAAUUGCACUAGGACAUUCUGGUUUUACUGUGGACAAAAAUAUUGCUCAAAAAGUAAAAGGAGUGGAUGUUGUGAUUGGAGGACAUACAAACACAUUUCUCUAUACAGGCACCCCACCCUCCACUGAACUGCCAGCUGGCCCCUAUCCAUUCAUGGUUGACUCAGAUGAUGGGAGGAAGGUGCCAGUUGUACAAGCUUAUGCUUAUGGAAAAUAUCUUGGUUACUUGAAUGUUACAUUUGACAAGAAAGGAAAUGUAGUUGAAGCAGUUGGAAACCCCAUUCUGCUGGACAGCAGCUUUCCUGAAGAUGAGCACAUUAAGGAAGAAGUGGAAAAAUGGAGAGAAAACCUGGGGAAUUAUUCUAAAGAGAUUGGAAAAACUAGUGUUUACCUGAAUGGUACAAGCCAAGCGUGCCGUUUCCAAGAAUGUAACAUGGGCAAUUUGCUUUGUGAUGCUGUGCUUUAUGAGAAUGUCAGGCGUCCGGAUCAGAAGACCUGGAACCACGUUUCAAUGUGCAUCCUGAACGGAGGUGGGAUUCGGUCACCCAUUGAUGAGCAGAGCACUAAUGGUAGCAUUACUGUGGAAGAUUUGCUGUCUGUUCUGCCAUUUGGAGGUCGUUUUGAUAUGGUGACAUUAAAAGGCUCCACACUGAAAGAAGCUUUUGAGCACAGUGUGAGGAGAUAUGGAAAAGGAAGUGGAGAGCUGCUGCAGGUUGGAGGCAUCCACGUGGUCUAUGAUCUCUCCAGAGCCCCAGGAAGCAGAGUUGUUAGCUUGGAAGUGCUUUGCACAGCGUGCCGAGUCCCAGCCUAUGUCCCGCUCCAGAUGGAUGAAAUAUACAACGUGACUCUGCCAUCCUAUAUGUUAUUUGGAGGAGAUGGCUACAGCAUGCUGAAAGACAAAAAUCUGGGAUACAGUAAAGGUGAACCUGACGUUGAGGUUAUUUCGCGCUACCUCCAGAGAAUGAAGAGAGUUUACCCAGCAGUUGAAGGUCGAAUAAAAUUUUCUUCUGGAAGUCUUAUUGAAGCUAGUCUGACCCUGAUCUCUGUACUGUUGACUGUAACGUUCUUGCACACUUGAUUUUUUGUUUGGAGGAAUACAGGAGGAGAGAUGAUGCGGAGGAAGCCGUAAGAGACCUGUUCUCUUCUGUUACACCUUACAAUGAAUGAGCAGUGAGGCUGCUGCAUAUCAGCACGGGGCAGCCCCCUGCCUUGUCUUUAACCUGGUGGUGCCACUGGAGCACUGUGUGCAGGGCAAGGGGGCACAAUCCACAACUUCUCUUGGUCAGAAUCAGCAGGUACCUGAAACUGAGGUCUCAAAAGCAAAGUUCCAGUGAAUACUUACUGCUCAAUCAUAAAACAGUGACAAACUGAAAUGGGGUGUUAUAAAUUGUCAAAUUCUUUUAGCUGCUUUAGACAGUGAGUUAAGAACCUGAACCCAGACAUAAACAAGAUUCUAGAAAUGGAUUUUUUAUAGAUAUAUAUUCCUUUCUUUGGUCUCCACUCAGGGUUAAGGUAUUCAAUCUAAUAUCUCUAUUUUGCUUCCAGUCACAUUUAUCAUACCUACAUGAAUACCUGAAAGAGCUGGAUUAAACUUGGUGCCAUUAAAAUCAUGAAGUCUAUUUAAUACGCAAUUUUAACAAGUUUUUCUUUUACUACUGAAAAAGAACUAUCACACUUUGAUUUUCCAUUAAUAAAGGAUGUAAUGAAAGCUUGACUUGAUUUUGACCAAUUUUAACAAAUUGAGUACUCUUCACUCUUAAGUAUGACCAGUUUGGGGACUGUAUCGAGAGUGAGAACACAAUCUGUGACUGUACUUCAUAUAAAUAUGCUCACUUUUAAACCUCUUCCAAAGAACAAAGCACAGGACUGCUGCCUGUUACUCUGUAUUAGCAACAUUCCAAGAAAAUGUCAGAUACAGGCAUUGACUGCUGCAGCACUUUUGGCAUCCUUUGGAAAUAGUCAGGUAAUGGGGCUUUUUACAGCAUAACCUGACUUUAUAGUAACUGUGAUUAUAUCUCUUCUAUGGGAAGGCUGUGUUUAAAAAAAUAGUUGUAAGAGACAGGCUAGUAAGUAUGAAAUCAUAUUAAAUGCUAAAUGUACAUUACUGAUGCUUUAUCAAGAAAUGAUUGCUUAUAAACAAGGGUGAAAAUAUCAUUAUUUUUCUAAGAUUACUGGGAAUUUUGACAUCAACAUGUUUGGAUUGUUUAAUGCUGUUUUAAACGGAUUGUUUUGAAUAAACCUGCUAUGUUUUCCUGGAAAGCUCAACAGGCUUUUUUUCAACACUGAAGCUACUUGCCUCUUCCAUCCAUUGCAGCUGUAGAUUUCAAGAAGGUGCAUUAAGAUAAACAUUCAGGAUGCUGGUAUUUAAAGACCCCAUUCACUUCCACAUCCAUUCAAGGGCUGUGCCUGAAAAGCUCUGGCCCCCAGAGCUGUAUUAGGUGUAUAAGGGGUGUGAAACAGGGAGACAAAUGACAACUGACCUUGUCACACUGCCAGUUGUGCCCUGGCAUUGAUGAUUGUCACUUUGACUCCCUAGGUUGUUAAUUCACAGAAUGGCCUUCCCUCAUCAACAUCAAAUUAGUAACAGAGAGGGCACUGACAGACAGAGCUGUGCCUGCACACUGAUUUUGAGAGUGGCAACAACUGCUCUGGCACAGCCAGAAAGGAGAGAAAUAACACUCUCACCUUCCUUUGACAAACAGAAGGAAAAGGUCUGCAACAGUAAUACAGAUGAGUUAUACUGACAAAGAACACCAAUGCUGCACUAGAUUGGUGAGUUUGUAGAAAAGGAGAAAAUAUGUGUUUGAAAAAAAAAAUUAAGGAAUGCCAAUUAAAGCAUCUCUGUAUUGUUCUGCGAGUAAAACUUGUUAGAAAGCCAAACAUAAAAGUCCUUUUUAAAAUGUCUUUUAUAAAGGCUGGGCCAACAAAUUAAGACUUACAGAGAAAAAUCUUCCACACAUUUUUGU